Messenger RNA from Leptopilina heterotoma, 1528 nucleotides. Its product is annotated as protein LSM12 homolog. The transcript is spliced from 3 exons. Gene Ontology annotation, molecular function: RNA binding. NCBI's taxonomy places the organism in Eukaryota, Metazoa, Arthropoda, Insecta, Hymenoptera, Figitidae. Bases 37 to 639 code for a protein of 200 amino acids. The record is from RefSeq and is a predicted model, not a curated record.
GCACACACAUUGUCACUAUUUUCUCUGCAGUGAAAAAUGGCCGGCGUCAACGACUGGUUCAGCAUCGGUAGUACGGUGGCAUGUAAAACGUGUUACAAUAAGGAUAUCGAAGGCGAAGUGCUUGCAUUCGAUCCACAAACAAAAAUGCUCAUUCUAAAAUGCCCAUCGUCGAGUAAUCGGGCAUCGUUAAAUGAUGUGCAUAUAGUAAAUUUAUCGAAAGUGUCGGACGUACAUGUUAAACGUGAAGUAAGUCCGACAAUGAGUGAACCACCACAAAGUUUGAAUUUAAAUAGGCUAAAUACACGUGUACGUAAUCAGAUUGAGGAGAAAAAAAGGAUGGUCAAGGCUCUGCAGGCCGGAGUAUCACCCGAGGGCCAAAGGCUUUUUAUUGCAAUUUCAAAAACCAUCAACGAUAUUGUUUGGAAGGGACAGAAUAUUGUCGUUUUUAAUACCGUCACCAUUUAUCCGCCAUAUAAAGUCGACAAUGUUUACAGUAAAGUCGAUGAUCAAGCCUAUAUUCACGUUAAAAAAGUUGUCGAGAAACAUAUGAAGGACAUGGCAGCGGUGGAUGUUCCACAACCGGAACAACAGCAACAACAACAACAGGAACAGGCGCAAAAAGGAGGCAACGCCCAAUAAGAAAAAAAAAACAAAACAAUGUUGUUACGCUGAAAAAGUUGGAGUUUAAUGGAAAAAGGAAAACACACGCUGGCAAACUUUUUCAGCGAAUUCGAAAUCUUGUCAAAACAAGACAACAAAAUUUUUAUUAACUUUAGCGCGAGAAGAAAAACAGAUUUAUAAAUGCGAAAAUAAUCCAAGCCUAAAAAAAAGGGGGGAAAAAAAGAGAAAGUGUGUGAGUGAGUGAAGAAAAUAAUUUGAUCUCAAAAAUCGGGACUUUAAAAAAAAUUCGAAUGAAUUGUCAAUCGGGAAAUUCGAUACAAAAAAAAGUUCGUUCUCUAAAAAAAAAGAAAAUUAAUUCUCCAAUCAAUUGUAUUUACAAAAGAAAUUUUACAAAGAAAAAAAAUUAAUUUUAGACAAAAGAUUAAAUUUCAAAAAGAUAAAAAGUUAUCAAAAUUGUAAAAAAUCAUCAAAUGAAGACAAAAAGAGAAACGAAUCUAAUUUCGCAAUGGGGAGGGAUAAAGAGAGAAUUAGACAAAUCUGAAAGCGCUUGACUGCCAGCAAAGAAUUAAAAAAAAAAUUAGCGAAAAUGCUUUUUUGCAGAUAGGAAAAAAAGAAAGAAAAAAAACCACUGAAUUGUUUUUUUUGCCUCUAUUUUCAGUGGUUUUACGUCACAGUUUUUUUUUGUGUGGAAACAACAAAGUUUCCACUAGGUUUUUUUUUCUUUUUUUUUUUUAAUUUUAUUGUUACGAGGUGAAAAGAAAAAAAAAUAAGACAAAGAUUCGUGAGUUCGGGGGGAUGAAAAAAAGGCCAAUCCGUAUGAAACGGUUUUUAAAGAAAUUUUGAUUUUUAUUAAAUUUUGCAAAUCUCUGUCUAUUUGUAAAGACUGAAAAUUUAUUUUUUGAAAAGA